UGUAAGAGUGAAGAGGAGGAAGAAGAAAGGUCUUGAGACUAUACUGAAAAGCAUAUGAAGACGGGGGCGAUGGUCCUGUAACAUACAUGUUCGGCUACCUAAGCAUUUUAUGUACUGUCUAUUUUAACGUUUUGUUAGCGUCCUUGCAAUAUAUUCGAGUAGUGGCAGAUACGGAGCCAACUGCUUAUUUGCACCUUUCAAUACUCUUGCACACCUGAUGUCUGCGGAGGCCUCUGCAGGAAGCGUGGCGUCGGAAUCGCUUCCUGUUCCGCCGCCCCCCUCAGGGGGACGGGAGGAGAAGGCAGGAGCAGGGCUCGCGGGGAGCAAGUAUGUGAAGCUGAACGUGGGGGGCUCCCUGCACUACACCACCGUCCAGACCCUCUGCAAGGAGGACAGUCUGCUGAGGAGCAUGUGCAACGGAGGGGUCGAAGUCACCAUCGACUCAGAGGGCUGGGUUGUGUUGGACAGAUGCGGACGGCAUUUUGGAUUGGUUCUAAACUUCCUACGAGAUGGGACGGUGCCACUUCCAGAAUCUCAAAGAGAGAUAGAGGAGAUACUGACAGAGGCCCAGUAUUACCGGGUCCAGGGGCUGGUUCAGCACUGCCAUACUGCAUUGAAGAAGCGGACAGAGGGCUUUGAGGGAACAUGCCGCAUUCCCAUGAUCACUUCAGCCAAAGAGGAGCAGAGGAUGAUUGCCACCUGCCGAAAGCCCGUGGUGAAAUUACAAAACAACAGGGGGAACAACAAAUACUCUUACACCAGUAACUCAGAUGACAACCUGCUGAAGAACAUUGAGCUGUUCGACAAACUGGGCCUGCGCUUCAACGGCAGAGUCCUCUUCGUCAAGGACGUGCUGGGGGAUGAGAUCUGCUGCUGGUCUUUCUACGGCGAGGGCAGGAAAAUUGCGGAGGUCUGCUGCACGUCAAUCGUCUACGCCACUGAAAAGAAACAGACAAAGGUUGAGUUCCCUGAGGCUCGCAUCUUCGAGGAGACCCUCAACAUCCUCAUCUAUGAAAAUGGCCGUGGCUCAGGGCCAGGGGGUGUGGCCUUAUUAGAGUCCGGGGGAGUGAGCUCAUCCCCAGGCGCUGGCCAAUCGGAGGAGGAGGGUGCUGGGGCUGGGGGUGGGGACCGCAGGGUCAGGCGGAUCCACGUGAGGAGACACAUCAUGCAUGACGAACGGGGACACGGGCAGCAGACUGUGUACAAGGACUGAGGAAGGGUCGGACAGGCAGGGAAGAGUUGGUACGGGUGUCCCCUGUGUGCCAGGAUCGAGAGAGAGAAGAGGUGAGGGAGGGAGAGCUGGAAAACAUACACAGGGGGUAAGAUGUAGUGUAGGGGACACUUCACUCGAUAAAAGUAAAGUACUUGUGGAAAAAACCAAAUAGGGAGAUAUUAUGGGGAAAAGUGGUGACGAGGGAAAAUGAGGCAUCUAUGUAAACCGUGAAUGAAAGAGAGGAGUUGGUUGUGCGGUACAAAACAAUAUAUUUUACACCAACUGACUGGACACUUCGGUACAUCAACACUGCACUGAGGGAGAGGGUACAAUAAAGGGGGGAAUAGAAUAGAAUGAUUCCUGUUUCAGACCUAAUUACGUUUUGACAAUUU
Molecule: messenger RNA, 1605 nt
Organism: Megalops cyprinoides (Indo-Pacific tarpon)
Lineage: Eukaryota; Metazoa; Chordata; Actinopteri; Elopiformes; Megalopidae
Gene: kctd13
Product: potassium channel tetramerization domain containing 13
Exons: 7
Coding region: 218-1213 (331 amino acids)
Biological process (GO): negative regulation of Rho protein signal transduction; protein homooligomerization; proteasome-mediated ubiquitin-dependent protein catabolic process
Cellular component (GO): Cul3-RING ubiquitin ligase complex
Molecular function (GO): protein binding; ubiquitin-protein transferase activity
Source: RefSeq, a predicted model, not a curated record